AUGGCGACAAGUAUCACUCAACUGCAGUCACAGGGAUCGGGCCAAUUACCAUCACAAAUAGUGCCAAACCCAAAAGGAAAUGUCAGUGCUAUUACACUUCGAAGUGGGAAAUCCACUGGGGAAGCAGAGCUCAUACCAUUAGCACCAUUUACGAAUUUAGUAAGUUUGGAGCAAGAAACUGAACAAUCUGGGCACUUACCUUUUCUGCAGAGAUCUGUAGAAAUUGGGAAAAAGGAUGAUCGGAAGGCAGAGGAACUACGAGAGUUAGUGGAUACCUUCAGCAAAGUAGAAGUGAAUAUUCCAUUACUAAAAGUCAUUAAGCACAUUCCGAAGUAUGCAAAGUUUUUGAAAGACCUGUGUGUUCAUAAGAGAAAACUAAAGGGCAGCGAGCUAGUCAGCAUGGGUAAGAAUGUUUCAGCACUAAUUCAGACGAUGCCACAGAAAUGCAAGGAUCCAGGAAUCUUUACGAUACCUUGUGUUAUUGGAGAUAGUAACUUUGGAGAUGCAAUGUUGGAUCUAGGAGCCUCAGUUAAUGUUAUGCCAAAGUCUAUUUUUGAAGCACUUUGCAUUGGACCUUUACAGACAACUGGAAUAGUUAUUCAGUUGGCCAACCGUAGUUUAGUUCAUCCUGUUGGGGUGAUAGAAGAUGUCUUGGUGAAGGUAAAAGAUUUAAUUUUUCCAGCAGAUUUUUAUAUUUUGGAUAUGGAGGGGAAUGUCUCUCCGGGACAAGCACCAUUAAUUCUUGGAAGACCGUUUCUAAAAACUGCUAGGACUAAAAUUGAUGUACAUGCCGGGACACUUACCAUGGAGUUUGGCGAUACAAUCGUACAAUUCAAUAUUCUAGAUGCAAUGAAAUAUCCAUCAGAGGAUCAUUCACUCCUGAGCAUUGAUGUAUUUGAUGAGCUGGAUUUUGAGAUGCUAGGUGAUGCUGCAGCAGAAUUAACGAACAUUUUUAAAGAGACCAGCUGUGCAGUAGAUGAAAUAUCCUCCGAUCUAGAGGAUAAUGGCAAUGACUACAGUCUGGAAAAUGGAGCUACUGUAGAAUUCAUGGCAGAGUUGUAUUCAGAAAAGUCAGAUUCAGUAGUGGAACAGGAAUCAAAAUUGGAGUUGAAGCCCUUACCAGAUCAUCUCAAAUAUGCUUAUUUGGAAGCUGGGAAUCAGUUGCCAGUAAUCAUUUCGAAGAAUCUAGAUCCGAAUCAAGAAAGCAAGCUUUUGGAUCUAUUACGACAGCAUCGGAGAGCUAUUGGUUGGACGCUUGCAGAUAUACCAGGUAUUAGUCCGGUCAUAUGCAAACAUCGGAUAUUUCUGGAGGCUGAUGCUAAGCCAAUAAGAUAG
Messenger RNA from Zingiber officinale, 1335 nucleotides. RefSeq lists its product as uncharacterized. The record is from RefSeq and is a predicted model, not a curated record. NCBI's taxonomy places the organism in Eukaryota, Viridiplantae, Streptophyta, Magnoliopsida, Zingiberales, Zingiberaceae. The coding region runs from base 1 to 1335 and encodes 444 amino acids. The transcript has a single exon.